CGGAAAAUUGUUUAGUCAAAUACUCCUUUCAUUAAUCAUACUAUAAACAGGUGCGGUUCCAAUUUAUCAUUACUCCUCUAAUUUAUAUAUAAGGACGUAAACUUUUUCGGUCGAAAAGAAAUUAUAUGGAUCUUGGCAUUGUCCUUGCCCCUCCUUUUUUUAAACGUAUAUAAAUCGAGGAGUGUAGUUUUUGAAGCGAGUGAUUCGAAAUUACGAAAUUGUGGCUUAAGAUGGUGGCUGUCAAAGUGUUUUUAAUAUUGAGUGUGUUGGCGGCGUACGCGGCAGCCGAUCCAGUUGUAGGAUUUUUGCUCGGCAAAAAGAUUGGAUUUUUGGGUGGAUUAGCAGUCGGAAAGCUUAAGUACGGAUCUGGUGGUUACGGAGGGUAUGGGCAUGGAUACGGACACGGAGGAUACGGUGGUGGAUGGGGUUAUGGCGGUGGCUACGGCGGAGGAUGGGGAGGCUACGGAGGUCAUGGUUAUGGCUGGUGAUUUAGGUUAACAAAUUGUAUUUAUUGUGUAAAUUUUUGUACAUUUUCCUAUUUAUAAAUGAAAUGAAAUCCGUA
This is a messenger RNA of Photinus pyralis (common eastern firefly), 562 nucleotides long. RefSeq names its product glycine-rich protein 3-like. The transcript has 2 exons. Lineage: Eukaryota; Metazoa; Arthropoda; Insecta; Coleoptera; Lampyridae. The record is from RefSeq and is a predicted model, not a curated record. Bases 231 to 488 code for a protein of 85 amino acids.